Messenger RNA from Hymenoscyphus albidus, 2556 nucleotides. Lineage: Eukaryota; Fungi; Ascomycota; Leotiomycetes; Helotiales; Helotiaceae. The record is from the annotation of a GenBank genome assembly.
AUGCGCAGUGACAUGAGAGUGACAAGGUACCUACGCUGCUAGCCCUGUGCCGGAUAUACCGCUAAGCACGCGAGUCUGCUAGCCCGCAAUAGACCCGGUCCCAGGUCAUUAAUUUUCCGCAUUAUCUGGAGUCCGGUGGACCACAAGCGGCAGUUCAUGAGACUAUUGAUGUCCUCUUGUCCCUCGCCUACACCUACACAUACUCCUACCCUCCUCUCCCCCUUUCUUUUGAAUCCUCGUUCUCUCGCUCAUCAUCAUCCCACCUGUUCUUGGUGCUUCCUCUCCCCUUCUCCUUCUCUUCUUGGCCGUACAUAACCAGGAAUUUCCUCUCCCACUGCAUCACAAGGUGACCUGAUACGCGGAUUCCGUGGGACGAUCUUUGGAACCAUGCAUGCAUGAACUCGGGUCAUUGGUGUACAACCGUCAUACAUUUUCUUUGGUUCAACAAGUCUUCGGAAAAAAUCACUUGGCGAUGGCUUCACACAACGUCGACCGCGAGAAUCUUGAUUUCGCCAGUUUGGGAGAUUUCCUCGGUGUUGAGAUGUCGAGGGCAUCGAGGGUGUCAAUGGAGGACUAUGUUCAGCGGCAUAGGGAACAAAGUCACUCAGCGUGUUCAUUAACUACUCGUUCUCAAUCUCCGAGACAAACUCAGGAGGAACCUCCGUCAUACGAAGAGUUCUCGCCUUCGACUAAACGUCCAAAGUUCAAUAUUCAGCCGCGUGAGGAUGAAGGACAAGAAGUCUUACCACCUUACUCUUGCGCCAUCAGCCUCGAAAAUGUAUUCUUGAGAAAGACCGAGUUGGAAGGCGCCGUUCAUCGAGCUCAGGAUAGAAAUUGGUAUCGAGAAAUUGUCACUUUACAAGGAACAGCAUUGUCAUUCCAUAAGUAUAAGGGAGGGAAUGUAUUUGGAAAGGAGGGAAAGAACGAUACUGCGACUGGUGCUAAGCGAGGUCCACUGUUAAGAACUUAUAACCUCCAACACGCAGAGGUCGGCGUGGCCGCUGAUUAUCUCAAGUAAGUUAUUUCUAGUCCCAGUACAUCGAUAUUUCAAACUUCCUGCUUAGUAUUCCCGCUAGAAAGCGAUUCGUAAUCCGAAUACGUGCCGAAGCAGACCAGUUUCUGUUAUCCUGCAACAAGAUAGAAACACUUGUUCUCUGGCUCCAAUCUCUCUUCGCUGCUAUUGACCUCGCUGCACCACUCGACGACCGAGACUUGCCCCGCGAUCUUUCAAUACCCAGACCCCGACGCCGUCGUGCACGUAGGAACGGUGGACGGGAUCCAAACGUAGUUCGCGAGCAGCCAGAAUUCGGAGCUAGCGAUGUCCCAGAUACCACAACCGCCACGACAAGUACAAGCUCAUUAGUCAGUGAUCUAGACGAUACAGAAAGUGUAGAAGUCCAACUUGUGACCCCCGCUCUCCUUGAAAUAAGACCAAGUCAACCCCCAUCCCCUGAACCAGAGCAGCAAAGGGUACGACCAAGCCUCCUAAGCUCCGCAUCUCGCUCUCGACUAUUUUCCACCUACGGGCCUCAAUCUCACUCCCCAUCCUCGUCAUAUUCCUCAUAUAGCUCAGGAUCCAAUUCCUCAUCCACCACUACCACCACCCAAUCCUCCCUCGACUCCAACUCCUCCGUCACAGAAUCCGGCAAGUGGCGACCACAUCACCAAUGGACACCUUUCUACGACAUGCUCUACGCCAAACGCUGCAUGACCAUCCUCACCAGCCACAGCCCCCGAAAAAGCAAUCUCGUGAUCAUGAAGGGCAAACGAUGGGUUGUCGAUUGGGCUACGGGCCGCUUAAAGAAAUGGAGUCCGCCUCCAAGCGAGGAAGGACUUCCGGAUUAUGACGAGGCGGUUGGGAAUGAGGAGUUUGUCGUUGGACCGUAUGGGGAUUUGUUGCGGAUAUGAAGCUUUAAGUCGCCAUUUUGCUGGAAUUGAUUGCAUCUGAGACGUGGGGGCUACCUUCGCUUGGAGGUAUGGCUCUGAUUUGCUGCCCGAGCUGACGCGGAAUUUGCGGAUAAAUCUGGCAUCGUUACUAUUCAGGGGAUAGGAAUACGGCAGUUGUUGUUUGCCAGAUAACACGGUUAGGAAGGACGGGCUGAUUUCCCUGGCUCAGGAAAGAUUAGAUGGCGGCGUUGAAAUCAUAUUGGUGGUUUUUCUUUCUUCUCGUUUUCCUUCGUUUUUUCUUCUUCUUCAUUUAGAUGGAAUCUUGCACCUGGGGUGGAGUUUUUUCUUCCUUCUUUUUGGGGGGGCAUAGUAUGGCAUGGUAUGGUACUGCAUUGCAGGUUCUUUGAAUGGCUAGCAAUCCUUUUUGUUUUUCUUUUGUUCUUCUUUUGCCUUUUUCUCUUUUUUUUUUUUGAGGGCGUGUUUUACUUCUUUUGUAAGAUUUACUUUGAUAAUAGGGGGAAUGUAAGGAUGAAGAGAUGAGAUGAGAUAUGGCACUAUGAAGCGUGGAUGGAUGGAAUUUGAUACUGUAGCGAGGAAGCGAGCGAGCGAGCGAAUUUAGAUGUUCGAAUUAAAAUGGCAAAUUAAAAUGUGAAUGUGGAUGUGAAUGUG